AUGCCGAGUUCUGAGAACCGACGCACCUCAAAGGCUUGUGAUCCUUGCAAGCGACGCAAAGUCAAAUGCAAUGGUCAGACCCGAUGCCAGCAGUGCACACACGCCGGCCUACCGUGUACCUACACAACCAGCCUGCCAGACCAACCACGAAAAAAAGCUGUACGACGGGGUACUGUUAUUGCCGAGUGCCGUACACUGACCUCAAAAUCAACAAAUGCAGACUCGUCGCUAGCCCCCCGGGUUUUAUCCCCUCACGUUCCUCAAUCUAUCGCAUCGCAUCCAAAUCCAGCAUUCUUCCUUGAACUCUUGAGCGAUUACGAACAGUAUGUCUACCCAAUGAGUCCGGUCAUUACAGCGGAUUCGAUCCACGAGAUGAUCAUGGAUAUGACCGACAGCACCGACGCUGGAUCAUUCGCCUACAUAUUCGCGGCUGUAACCAUGGACUUGACGAGAAGUGAGCCCGUUCAGGAUGCACCCGCCACACGAGACCGUAUUGCAAUGCUAUUGACCCGUUCACUGGAGCUACGCCGGCCACUUGGCCUCGACUCCCAGCCUAGUGUUAUGCAUGUUAUGAGAGACGUCUUUACAGAAAUGAGCUGCAUGACGCUGCGCCGGCCCGAGCUAGGCCACAUGUAUCUUCGCGAGGCAAUCUCGUUGCUUUACAUGUUGAACGCUCAUUCGGAGGAUGAUUUGGCUAGGCUUGAUCUUGAGCCACGCGCUCGCCUGCAGCGGGCGUAUUGGGAGUGUUUUAUACACGAGAGAUUUACUGCAUUGACCUACCACCGCCCCACAUGCUUAAAUCCACUAAAAGCACUGCCUGAUCACGAUGUGUCACUCCCUGCAGAUGUUGAGAUUGGCUUCAACUCUUGCAUCAAGAACUUCUGCCUUGUUGAUAGGCAGUUUCUUGAUUUCUGGCUGGGUGAUCGGUCGGGCGUGACUGCUGGAUGGGUCGAGGAGAAACAGAGCCAGCUGGAGGAUAUUGACUGGCAUUGUGAAGUCUUGCAACUACCAAAGAUGCAGCAAGCAGAUCUUAUUAUCACAAGGCAUUGGCUACGCACCCUGACAUGGCAAAUGGGCUUGUCCAAUACGCUCCUGUCUUCGUCGCCUGGUUCUUCAAUUCUACUAUCCCUCUCUUUCCCGCUGCGUCUGUCAAAUCAGCUUCGCCAGUUUCUUACCACUAUCCCGCGAGAUCUGGUGGGGAUCCACGGCUCUGGAAUUCUCAAGAAGCUUUUUGAGAUUGCCAGCACCAUAGCUGAUGUCGUGAUUCAUACGCCAUACACUCCAGGGGAUGAUACAGUGCAGCGUAUCCACGAUAUUCUAUUUCUCAAGAAGUUUGUAUAUUCUUUUGCAGGAUUACAGAGCUUGUGGCCGGAGCUGUUGACAGAGAAGUUUGAAAUGAUUCGUGACAAGUACCCAGGAAUCAAAGAGAUGGAGCUUCUUGUAUGA
Molecule: messenger RNA, 1446 nt
Organism: Penicillium odoratum
Lineage: Eukaryota; Fungi; Ascomycota; Eurotiomycetes; Eurotiales; Aspergillaceae
Product: Zn(II)2Cys6 transcription factor
Exons: 1
Coding region: 1-1446 (481 amino acids)
Biological process (GO): regulation of DNA-templated transcription; DNA-templated transcription
Molecular function (GO): DNA-binding transcription factor activity, RNA polymerase II-specific; zinc ion binding; DNA binding
Source: RefSeq, a predicted model, not a curated record